This is a messenger RNA of Colletotrichum higginsianum IMI 349063, 1269 nucleotides long. Its product is annotated as Subtilase. Gene Ontology annotation, molecular function: serine-type endopeptidase activity. Bases 1 to 1269 code for a protein of 422 amino acids. Gene Ontology annotation, biological process: proteolysis. The record is from RefSeq and is a predicted model, not a curated record. NCBI's taxonomy places the organism in Eukaryota, Fungi, Ascomycota, Sordariomycetes, Glomerellales, Glomerellaceae. The transcript is spliced from 3 exons.
AUGGUUCGCGCCACCGCCUUCCUCGCAGCCAUGCUGCCCGCUGCUCUCGCCGCCCCCUUCAGCCUAGGUGGCAGCUCGACCUCCGACUCUGGUACCUUCAUGGGCGUCCCCAUCUCCAACCUGAACGCCCUCGACCUGAUCCCCAACAAGUACAUCGUUGUCUACAACAGCAGCUUCGACGACGACGCCAUCACCUCUAAGAUGUCCUCCUUCGCCGCCUCCAUCAAGAAGCGCAACAUCGGCAAGCGUUCCCUCGACGGCCGUUCUCUGAGCACCUCGACCCGCAACUUCAAGAUGAACAACUGGCGAGCCACCGUCAUGGAGGCCGACGACACCAUGAUCAUGAGCGUCAUGAACGCCGAGGAGGUCGCCUACGUCGAGCAAGACGCCAAGGUCAAGCUGUCCGCCACUGUUUCCCAGACCAACGCGCCCCCCGGCCUCGUCCGCAUGUCUCACGCCGCUGCUGGUGAAACGGGCUACGUCUUCGACCAGACUGGCGGAGACGGCAUCACCGCUUACAUUGUCGAUACGGGCAUCUUGACUACUCACUCCGAGUUUCAGGGUCGCGCGACCUUUGGUGCCAACUUCGUCAACAACGUGGACACCGAUGAGAAUGGCCACGGCUCUCACGUCGCUGGCACUGUUGCUGGCCAGACCUUUGGUGUUGCCAAGAACGCCAACCUCGUUGCCGUUAAGGUCCUCGACGGCGAUGGUGCUGGUUCUAACUCUGGCGUCCUCGAUGGCAUGCAAUUCAUCAUUGACGACGUCGCUGCCAAGAACCUAACUGGCAAGGCCGUUAUGAACAUGUCUCUCGGAGGCUCUGCCUCGGCCGCCGUCAACCGCGCCAUCCAGGCCCUCAACAACGCCGGUGUCGUCCCCGUCGUCGCCGCCGGUAACGAGAACCAGGAUGCCGCCAACACGUCGCCCGCCUCGGCACCCAACGCCAUCACCGUCGGCGCCAUCGAUGCCCGUAACGACCGCAAGGCCUCCUUCUCCAACUUCGGCGCCGCCGUCGACAUCUUCGCCCCCGGUGUCAACAUCCUCUCGGUCGGCAUCUCCUCCAACACUGCCACCAACACCCUCUCUGGAACCUCGAUGGCCUCUCCCCACGUCGCCGGCCUUGCCGCCUACUUGAUGAGCCUCGAGAACCUCAACACUGUCAAGGCCGUCACCGACCGUAUGCUGUCCCUCGCUGAGGCUUCUGGGGCCUCGGUCCAGCGCAACACGGCCGGCACCACCAACCUGAUCGCCAACAACGGCCAGCUCUAG